Durotheca rogersii is the source of this 2369-nucleotide messenger RNA. Its product is annotated as general substrate transporter. NCBI's taxonomy places the organism in Eukaryota, Fungi, Ascomycota, Sordariomycetes, Xylariales, Xylariaceae. Gene Ontology annotation, biological process: carbohydrate transport; transmembrane transport. The record is from RefSeq and is a predicted model, not a curated record. Gene Ontology annotation, cellular component: membrane. The coding region runs from base 247 to 1860 and encodes 537 amino acids. The transcript is spliced from 8 exons. Gene Ontology annotation, molecular function: carbohydrate:proton symporter activity.
CGGCCGGCCGAACUGGGAGAGCUCUCCGGAUUCCUGUGGGAUGUGUAUUGCCCGGAGAUUCAGCUCCCUCGAAGCCCAAGACCGGCCGGUUGGCAUCCACACCGACCAAGGAGGCGACAAGUCGGUUGAGGACUACAAAGGGCGGUCCCGUCCAACCACUUCUCCCUCGAGGAAAUCCCCGUCCUUCCCUUUUAUCGCCCAUCUCCUUCUCGCUUUCGCGCCCUACUUAAUAAGACUCUAGCAACAAUGGGUGGCGCAGGAGCCAUUGAGCCCGGCACGGCCGACCCCAUCAUCACCCGUCUCGCCAACCAGGAUAAGAUCGUAUGGUACAAGAAGCCGAACUUGAGAUAUCUCUACUUCCUGCUCUUCCCGACGUGUAUGGGAAUCGAGCUGACUUCCGGUUUCGACUCGCAAAUGAUCAAUGCCCUGCAGAUUGUGCCCACCUGGAUAUCGUUCUUCGGCGACCCUCAAGGGGCUCUGAAAGGGAUCAUCGCCGCUGCGUACUCGCUCGGCGCCAUACUCUCCCUCCCGUUCAUCGGCAUCAUCAACGACAGAUAUGGGCGUCGGUACUCCAUCAUCGGUGGCUCCACCAUUAUGGUAAUAGGAGCCUUGAUCCAAGGCUUCUCUGUCAAUGCCGGCAUGUAUAUCGUGGCCCGACUGAUCCUCGGAUUCGGCAUUCCCACGUGUAUCGUCUCGGCCUCGUCCCUAAUUGGAGAGCUGUCCUACCCGAAGGAGCGACCUAUCUUAACGUCGCUCUUCAACGUGGCAUACUUCAUCGGUCAGAUUACUGCCGCGGGCAUCUGCUUCGGAACGAACAACAUCACCACGAACAUGGCGUGGAAGAUCCCUUCGUGGCUUCAGAUGUGCCCCUCGCUAGUGCAGAUUGCCUUCACCUUCCUCCUCCCGGAGAGCCCUCGAUGGCUGGUAAGCCAGGACAGAUCCGAGGAGGCGUACGAGAUCCUAGUCAAGUACCACGGCGAAGACGACCGCGAAUCCGAGUUCGUAAAGGCCGAGUUCGCUCAGAUCCAGGCCACCAUCAACAUCGAACUCGAGCACUCGAGCAAGUCGUGGGCUGACCUAUUCGCCACGGCCGGUAUGCGCCGCCGCUUGUUGAUUAGCUGCAUGCUGGGUCUCUUCACCCAAUGGUCCGGCAACACGCUCAUCUCGUACUACCUCGGCGACCUCCUGGCGAUGAUCGGCAAGAGCGACUCUAUCUUCAAGCAGCAGAUCAACCUGGCUAGUUCGUGCUGGCAGCUCGUCUGCGGUACAUGUGCCGCGAUGCUUGUGACCAAGUUCAAGCGGCGGCACAUGUAUCUAGCUUGUACGAUCUCGCUACUCUGUGUGUACAUUUCCUGGACGAUCAGCAUGGAGAGGGCCAUCGCCGGCAAUGAGUCGGGGAACCCCAACAACGCGGCGAACGUGGCUACGAUCUUCUGGAUCUUUGCCUACUCGCCCUGCUACAACAUCGGAUACAACGCCUUGACUUAUACUUUCCUCGUCGAGCUCUGGCCGUACGCAGAGCGUUCCCGCGGUAUCGCCUUCUUCCAGCUCUUCGGUCGUCUUGCGGGAUUCUUCACGACCUUCGUCAACCCCAUCGGGCUGAGAAACGUGAGCUGGCGGUACCUCAUCUCGUACUGUUGCUUCCUCGCGUUCGAGAUCGCGUUUGUCUACUUCAUGUUCCCCGAGACGUUCGGUCGAACCUUGGAAGAAUUAGCCUUCUUGUUCGAGGACAAGGCGCUUGCCGACGAGGCCGUCCACGCCGUCGAGAAGGUUGUCGGCCACCACGAAGAUAACGUUAUCACGAAAGAGCACUCGGGCCCAACAGCGGAGGUAUCAGAGGUGAAGAGGGCAGAUGUGUAGAUAGGCGCCCUCGGCUGGCGCCGCAGUUGCUCUAUAUGUCAUACGUCUAGGGCAGUCCGGAUUUAGGCUGAACUCGUCGGGUUGCAUGGUUCUACGCGGUACUCCGGAUAAACGGUGGGAUUCACCCUGUGCAUAGGUGGAGGUGAUCAGCUGCUGAAGAUAUUAUGCGACUCUGGAACCACCAAGUGGAAAUGUGUGUGUCUCAUGCCGGCCGGUAGUCACCUACGUGUGCAGAAGAUGCCCCCGGCAAUGCCUUGAGAGGGCAGGCAGACACGUGGUGGUUGGCGAUGCCGGCCGGCAGUGAACAGCCCGCCCGAACGGGGGCAAUUCCCUAAGCGAAUAUUAUUCACGUAGGAAGCGCAAUACCGACGUGAUUCUCGUAAUUUCUGCAAUGGGUGGAUAUCGCAGAACACCUUCAAGUUCUCCUUUUUCCGGUUUUUCUUUGGUACAAAGCCUACACGAAGUCCAGAAAGUUGCAGGGGGCAUAGUACGGGACAUACCAGACUAAC